AAAAUGUCCGAAACAGUCCGUCCAGCAUUCUCCGGCCGCGAGCGUCCCCUCCUCAGCUACGGGAUCCCCUUCCCCACCGCCGCCGCACACCACGUCACCGAGACCUUCAAUGCCUCGCGAGUCUACGUGAUUUGUUCGGGAUCACUAGCACGAAACACAGAUGCUCUAGACCGAUUGACCGCGGCGCUGGGUGUGGGGAAGGUCGUCGGUCGUCGGAUUGGCAUGCAGAGUCAUACGCUGUGGUCGGAGGUAUUGGAGAUUGUGGAGGAGGCGAGGAAUGUAAAGGCGGAUUUACUGUUGACCCUGGGAGCGGGCAGUUUGACGGAUGGGGCGAAGAUAAUUGCUUUUGCCCUCGCUAACCAAGUCCACACCCCCUCCGACCUCGCAUCCCUCGCCGAAGGACCCAACAAACGACCUCAAAUCAACCCACCCACCAUCCCCAUAAUCUCCGUGCCAACUUCCCUCUCCGCGGGUGAAUACUCUAAUUUCGCCGGCGGUACAGAGGAUAACUCCCGCCGCAAAUAUAGCUUCCAAGCACCACUUCGCGGACCCCAACUCAUCAUCCUCGACCCCGAACUAGUCGAGACUACGCCAGACUCGAUCUGGUUGAGUACGGGCAUUCGCGCAGUGGAUCACUGCGUGGAGACGCUUUGCGCUAUUGUGGGCGUGACGCCAGCAUCGGAUGAACUUGCGGAACAUGCGCUGGGACUGUUGGUUCCAGGCUUGUUGAGAUGUAAGAAGGAUCGGGGGGAUCGAGAGGCGCAUUUACAGUGUCAAUUGGGAUCGGUGGAUGCGAUGGCUGCUUGUACAAGUGGUUCGGUGGAAUUGGGGGCUAGUCAUGGGAUUGGGCAUCAGCUUGGUCCAUUGGGCGUUGGCCACGGCGAAACAAGUUGCAUCUUACUCCCCGCCGUGUGCAAGUUCAACGCAAAGCACAACGCCAAUCGCGAGCGACAAGCGCGAGUGCGCGAGUUCCUCAUCCGCGAUCCCGUUGUGGUCGAGGUUCUACGCUCUCAUUCGAUUAACACUGAAAACUCGGAUUUGGGCGAUAUCCUGGACGCAGUGAUUCGCGAGUUGGGCAUGCCGCGGUCUCUGGGAGAUGUGGGGGUGGGUCGUGAUAAACUCGAUGCCCUGGCAGAGCACAGUCUCCAUGACCGAUGGUGCCAGACGAAUCCAGUCCCACUAAAAGAGAAGGAGCAGGUCUUGGAGAUUCUGGAGAUGGUGGUUUAA
Messenger RNA from Penicillium subrubescens, 1227 nucleotides. RefSeq names its product iron-containing alcohol dehydrogenase. Gene Ontology annotation, cellular component: mitochondrion. The annotation marks the transcript as partial. Lineage: Eukaryota; Fungi; Ascomycota; Eurotiomycetes; Eurotiales; Aspergillaceae. The transcript has 3 exons. Gene Ontology annotation, molecular function: alcohol dehydrogenase (NAD+) activity; metal ion binding. The record is from RefSeq and is a predicted model, not a curated record.